AUUAUAUAAUAACUAUUUUAAAAGUGAACGUGUCUACUUCAUACGUUAGUGUCUGUGAAGCACUUAGACUUAAAAAAUGACAAUCCGACCGCUUCCCGGGCAUUUACAAGAGAAAGCUUUCAAAGAAUUGUUUGAGGAUCCGGAAAGAGUUGAAUCGGAUAUUGCAGCUAUACGGACUUGGCUUCAAAAACAACCGCACCUAGCAUCGGCUAAUCCGUCUGAUCAAAAGAUAGUUUCAUUCUUGCGUGGAAGUAAAUACAGUCUGGAACGUACAAAGGAAAAGCUUGAUAUGAGUUAUACACUGCGGUCUUUGGUGCCAGAAAUAUUUCAAAACAGAGAUCCUCUUGAUCCAAAAAUACAAAGGAUUUUAGCCAAAGGGGUAUUUUUGCCGUUGAGGAUAUGUGCUAAAGAUGGUUUUCGGCCAAUAUUAAUCAGGCUAAGUUCUGAAAUUGGUCCUGACGUCACCAUGGCAGAUAUGGUGAAGAUUAUUUUCAUGAUAAUCGAUUUGCUGAUUGAGGAAGACGAUAAUUUUGUCAUAGCUGGUCAGGAAGCGAUUUCAGAUUCAAAAAACCUGGGAUUUGCUCUACUGUCGCAAUUUACUCCAGCGUUGGCAAAGAAAGUUGUAACCUCGUUUGAAAAGGCUUUGCCAUUACGACUGAAAGCCGUUCAUUUAAUAAACACUGCUCCGGGAUUCGAAACAUCUUACAUAUUAUUAAAAACAUUUUUGAGCGAGAAAUUAAGGAACAGAUUUCAUGUCCAUAAUAAAAACUUUGCGGCGCUGUAUGAGACAUUCCCACAAGAGAUGUUACCAGAAGAGUACGGAGGCAGUAAUGGUUCUAUUCAGGAGCUGACUGAUUACUGGAAAGUUAAAGUGGAAAGCCGCCGCGACUGGUUCCUUGAAGAAGACAAAGCGCGCUCCAACGAGUACUUGAGACCAGGCAAACCUAAAACAACAUCCUCGCUAUUUGGAGUCGAAGGAUCAUUCAGGAAAUUAGACGUCGAUUAAUAUUUAAGAAAUAAGUAUUGUGAGGAUAAGAAUCAAUACUAUGUACAGCAACCGCAGAG
This is a messenger RNA of Leptidea sinapis, 1065 nucleotides long. RefSeq names its product alpha-tocopherol transfer protein-like. The transcript is spliced from 7 exons. Gene Ontology annotation, cellular component: membrane. NCBI's taxonomy places the organism in Eukaryota, Metazoa, Arthropoda, Insecta, Lepidoptera, Pieridae. Bases 77 to 1006 code for a protein of 309 amino acids. The record is from RefSeq and is a predicted model, not a curated record. Gene Ontology annotation, molecular function: phosphatidylinositol bisphosphate binding.